Molecule: messenger RNA, 296 nt
Organism: Staurois parvus
Lineage: Eukaryota; Metazoa; Chordata; Amphibia; Anura; Ranidae
Source: the annotation of a GenBank genome assembly
CAAAAAGAACAGUAAAAAUGCAGGCAGGGCACAGGACAAAGCACUCGGGACAAAAUUGUAUUGAGUGAAUGUCACUUUUAAAAUGUUUUCAUUUCCCACCGGUUCCGUCCCCGUACGUCCCGACGCUCGCAGGGAACGGAAGAUGGAUGCCGGCAUCGGCCAAAGGAGAUGGCCGGGGACGCUGCAGGGGAGACAUCGCGGAAGCGAAGGACAACGUAAGUGCUGGAGGGAAUCCCUGAGCAACGCUGCAGGGUAAUCCCGAGUGUAGCUCAGGGUUACUGCUUUUGGUACUGAAA